GUGGAUCUCCACGGGACCAGAGUUGGGAGCCUGUGGUGUGUUCGCUGGGCCCUGCGGUGGCCGCGAUCGUAGGGUCCGGCGACAUCUGAAGGUCCAGUCCGCCUUUGCCCAGAGGGUGGCGGCCGGGAGUGAUGGCGCCCCUCGGGGAGAGGAGCGAUGACCCUGUGCUGCCGGACCCGCCCCAGGGGCCCCUGCACGUGGCCCGCGCCCGCGCUUCAUUCCCCUGGAAGGAGCUGGCGCUGUUCUGGGAGGGCGAAGACACGCUGCGCUUCAAGAAAGCCAUCUUCUCAGCUCUGGAGAACGACCCCCUCUUCGCCCAUCCCCGUGGCAGCCGGCUCUCGGUGGAGAAGUACCAGGAGCUGAACUUCCUGCGCUGUAAGAGGGUCUUCGAGUACGACUUCCUCCCCGUGGGGGACAUGCUGGGCAGCCUGCCGAGGGUCCUGGCACUGAUCGAAUGCCUGGGCAUGUACGACUGGUCCCUGGCCGCCAAGUUCUUCCUGCAUGUGCUGAGUUUUGGAUCGGCGAUUUACAGCUCUGGUUCCGAACGACACUUCAAGUACCUUCCAAAGAUCUUCAGUUUGGAGAUUUUUGGAUGUUUUGCUCUGACUGAAGUAAGUCAUGGGAGUAACACCAAGGCCAUACGCACGACCGCUCACUACGACCCCAGCACCCAGGAAUUCAUCAUCCAUUCCCCCGAUUUUGAAGCUGCCAAGUUCUGGGUUGGCAACAUGGGCAAGACCGCUACCCACGCAGUGGUGUAUGCUCAGCUGUACACGCCGGGGGGCCAGUGCCACGGGCUGCACCCCUUUGUCGUGCAGAUUCGGGACCCAAAGACCCUUCUUCCCAUGCCGGGGGUGAUGGUCGGCGACAUUGGGAAGAAGCUGGGGCAGAACGGCCUGGACAACGGGUUCGCCAUGUUCCACAAGGUCAGGAUUCCACGCCAGGACCUGCUGAACCGCUCAGGAGACGUCACCCCUGAGGGCGCCUACGUCACCCAUGUCAAGAAUGUGGGGCAGCGCUUCAGUGAGUCCCUGGGCAGCCUGUCGUCUGGCCGGGUGGCCAUCGUGGGCAUGUCUGUCGUGAACCUGAAGCUGGCCGUGUCCAUCGCUCUGCGUUUCUCGGCCACCAGGCGUCAGUUCGGGCCGACAGACAAGGAGGAGGUCCCGGUGCUGGAGUACCCGAUGCAGCAAUGGCGCUUAUUGCCAUACCUGGCUGCCGCCUACGCCUUGGACCACUUUUCCAAAUCACUCUUCCUGGAUCUGGGGGAGCUUCAGCGAGGCCUCCUGCGGAAAGACCGGAGUGUCAGGCAGGCAGAGCUGGGACGCGAGAUCCACGCCUUGUCGUCAGCUGGCAAGCCCCUGGCCUCGUGGACGGCCCAGCGGGGGAUCCAGGAGUGCCGCGAGGCAUGUGGAGGACACGGCUACCUGGCCAUGAACCGACUGGGCGACCUCAGAGACGACAACGACCCCAACUGCACGUACGAAGGCGACAACAACGUCCUGCUGCAGCAGACCAGCAGCUACCUGCUUGGCCUGCUGGCUCGCCGGGACCGAGGUGGUGCGCGCAUCGAGAGCCCCCUGAAGACCGUGGACUUUCUGGACGGCUAUGCAGACAUCCUUGGCAGGAGGUUCGAGGGCUCCAGCCCCGAGGACUUGUUGGACUCCUCAGUCCCGCUGGCGGCAUACGAGUGGCUGGUCUGCUACCUGCUCCGUGAGAGUCACCAGAAGCUCAGUCAAGAGACGCGCUCAGGGAAGAGCGACUUUGAAGCCAGAAACGACUGUCAGGUGUACCACUGCCGGCCCUUGGCCCUGGCGUUCCUGGAGCUCACAGUCGCGCGCAGGUUCCACGAGCACACGCACCAGCCCCGCGUGCCGCCCCCGCUGCGGGCCGUGCUCCGGCGGCUCAGCGCCCUCUACGCCCUCUGGUCCCUGAGCCAGCACACUGCCCUGCUCUACCGAGGCGGCUACUUCUCCGGUGAGCGUGCAGGUAAAUUGAUGGAGAGCGCCAUCCUGGCCCUGUGUGCACAGCUGAAAGAUGAUGCUGUUGCCCUGGUGGACGUCAUCGCCCCUCCGGACUUCAUCCUGGACUCACCGAUUGGCAGAGCAGACGGCGAGCUCUAUAAAAACCUCUGGACUGCCGUCCUCCAGGAAAGCAAAGUGCUGGAGCGGGCCUCGUGGUGGGCGGAAUUCGCGGUCCACAAGCCCGUCGUAGGAAGAUUGAAAGCAAAGCUGUAGCGGCACCGGCUAAAUCUGGCCAGGCCGUGACCACCUGGACCUCAGGUUCACUUCUGGAAGCCCCAGACCCGCAGUCCUACCUGGCUGCUUGUCCUGUUGAGUCCACGGCUGGAGCGGCUUAUCCUGGCCUGGCCCCGCCCCCCGCCCCAAGUCCCACCAGGAUGGGUAAUGUCCAAAGGGUAGGACUGAUUUGGGUCAUCCCCAUUUGCUGGGUGAAAAGGAUCAUGUCUUCCUGAGAGACUGAACACUUUUGGAUAAUUAGAGCUUUAGCAUAAUUCUAUUUUCACAUGCUGAUUAUGAAGCUGACUGCUUGUAAUUUGGGAUUUUUCUGGCCGGGUGAUCUUUUACCUUCGUCUGAGAUUUCUUCCAAGGCUUUGCUUCACUAAGCCCUGAACGAUGCCAGUCCGAUUCUUUGUUCACCCCAGUUUGACUUCCUCACGUCAUUAAAUCAUAUCGUAACUUGACUAAUUUGCACCGUGGACCACCCGAAUGGCAUAGUUGAAGAUUUUGAAGGAAAAUAAAAUCAGGUUUAUUACUAUCUUAUGUGGAACUAGAAGUUUCCAUCAAAGAAGUGUUUCCAAAGGAUAAAAAAUGCAUAAUGAUUUGAAGAUCUGGUCGUCCUUAUGUCCUGACCUCCCUGUCGUAUGCACGUUACGUUGUCACUUUUUUAUUUGAAUGAGUUUCUUUCUACAGGCAGUGGAGCUCCCAGGCUGCCUGGCCCCGUGGGGGCUUUGCCCCACGCUUCUGCACUCUGUCCACCCUCAGGCCCGAGCGCCCUGCGGACAGCGGGGACUGAUGGAGGAGGCUGAUGGCUAUCUCCACCCAUGAUUCCUUCGUCCCAGGUCAGGACGACGGCCGGUGGGUGGGCUCUGACUCUCCGCCCUGUCUCGUCCCCCGCUGCCCCCCAGCUUUCGAUCUCUCUAGGAGGUUCAGGACCUCUGUCAUCAGCAGCCCCGUGCCCUUCCCACCCUGCCGUGGUGCCCACGGAGCACACUAGUACUGAACAAAGGUGGCUCUUAUUUUCCAAAGGAGCCCAGAAAAACCUCUGAGCAUGUGAAGGGCCUGAGAAAGCAUUAUUUUUGAGGACCUUCCCUGGUGGUCCAGUGGUUAAGACUCCACCUUCCAAUGCUGAGCAGCAUGUACAAGUUCAACCCCUGGUCAGGGAGAUAAGAUCCCACAUGCCUCGUAGCCAAAAAACCAAAACAUAAAACGAAAGUCAUGUUGUGUUGAGGUUGGUGCAGCAGUAACUGGUUGUGCACUGUGGAGCUCAGCUGUUUGAUCCUGGAAGACGUCCUUAAAUAAGCGUGGUUACGCCGUGGUGGUCUUCAGUCGCUAAGUCACGUCUGACUCAUCGGAGCCGACUACACGGGACGGCGUCAGAGACCUCUCUGUCAAUGAGUCUAUGUCAGUGCCAACUCAGUGCCAUUCUGUGGUCAUGCGGCAUUUGAAGCGAACUGGAAAGGUGAGAAAGCUCAGUAAGUGGGUGCCUCAUGAGCUGACCCCAAAUUAAAAUAGUUUUUGAGGUGUUGUCUUCUCUUUUCUAUGCAACAACAAUGAACCGUUUCUCUACUGGAUUGUGAUAUGUGAUGAAAAGUGGAUAUUAUACAACCAGCUUAAGUGGUUGGGCCAAGAAGAAACCCCAAAGCACUUCCCUAACUAAACCAGACUCACACCUAAAAAGGUCACGGUCACUGUUUGGUGGUCUGAUGCCGGUCUGAUCCACUACAGCUUUCUGAAUCCUGGUGAAAACAUUACAUCUGAGAAGUACGCUUGGCAAAUCUAUGAAAAACUGGGGUGCCUGCAGCCGGCGUUGGUCAACAGAAAGGGCCUGAUCCUUCCCCACGACAACGCCUGACCGCGCAUCGCACAGCCAACGCUUCGAAAGCUGAACAAGUUGGGCUACGAGGUCUUGCCUCAUCUGCCAUAUUCACCUGGCCUCUCCCCAGCCCACUACCACUUCUUCAAGCGUCUCGACACCUUUUUGCAGGGAAAAUACUUUCACAACCAGCCGGAGGCAGAAAAUGCUUUCCAAGAGUUCAUCCAAUCCUGAAGCACGGAUUUUUAUGCUACAGGAAUUUAAAAACUUAUUUCUCAUUGGCAAAAAUAUGUUGAUUGUAAUGGUUCCCAUUAAUGAUUAAUUAAGACGUGUUUGAACCUAGUUAUGACUUAAAAUUCAUGGAUCAAAAUUGCAGCUACUUUUUCACCAAACUCCUUAACGAAUGUAAUAAAGACUUUAAAAAUA
Messenger RNA from Capra hircus (goat), 4476 nucleotides. It is a transcript of the gene ACOX3, whose product is annotated as acyl-CoA oxidase 3, pristanoyl. The transcript is spliced from 18 exons. The record is from RefSeq and is a predicted model, not a curated record. NCBI's taxonomy places the organism in Eukaryota, Metazoa, Chordata, Mammalia, Artiodactyla, Bovidae. Gene Ontology annotation, cellular component: peroxisome. Gene Ontology annotation, molecular function: fatty acid binding; pristanoyl-CoA oxidase activity; FAD binding. The coding region runs from base 132 to 2234 and encodes 700 amino acids. Gene Ontology annotation, biological process: fatty acid beta-oxidation using acyl-CoA oxidase; lipid homeostasis.